AUAACUGGGAGAAAAAAAAUCUAUAUCAUUAUUUGUUCAUAAGUUUGAGUUACGUUUGGUAAAAUCAUGAAGCUGUUAUUAAUUCAAUUAUUAUCGACUAUUUUAUCAGUCAAUGCAGAAUUUAAAUCUGAUCCAACUGCACACAUUAAGUUGGAGAAAAUAACAUUAAAUAUUCCACCGGAAAAUCCCUACCUUGGAGAUAUAGUUACUCACGAAAUAUUUGAUCCCGGAGAUAUAAUUUCAGUAAAAUUUUCAGUAAAAAAAGAUUUUCCUGAAAAUAUGAAGCUUAAUGUCGUUCUUCUUCUUGAAGAAGUUGAAAUAACUAACUUUGAGAUGUUCCUAUGUGAAGCGAUGGAAGAAAAACUUAACGUUAAACCUGCUCUUGAAAGUGGAUUACCCGUUGGUAAAUUUCCUACAGGUUGUCCUGUCAAAGCGGGUAAUGAUUAUGAAUUAAGAAAAUAUCAAAUCCCAUAUGUGGGAGUACCAGGUUUUCCAAGCGGCAAAUUUUUUGUUCGGAUUGUAUUUUAUGAACCUGACAAGGAUCCAUGUGCAACCAUCAACAUUGAAGGGUCAUUUUUUCACGAAUUACCCGGAGUCCCUAAAAUACCUGGAGCUCCUGAUAUACUUGGAAUUGGUCGUUAGUUUUUGAUUAGUUCUUGUUUUUAUUUCAUUCAUGUUGACCAUGUCAAUAAUUACUAUACUAUUAUAUUUUAUGGGUUUUGUGGGUUAUUUAGUGGUUAUAAAUAAAUAAUUGUAACAUGAAUAAUUAUUUAUGUAGAUAAAUAAAUCAGUUAUGCA
Molecule: messenger RNA, 798 nt
Organism: Microplitis mediator
Lineage: Eukaryota; Metazoa; Arthropoda; Insecta; Hymenoptera; Braconidae
Exons: 4
Coding region: 67-642 (191 amino acids)
Source: RefSeq, a predicted model, not a curated record